CCCCGGAGCGGGAUCCGCUCGGUGCCGAGCCCGGGCAGCGGGUGCCGGUGUCGGGCUGGCCUGGCGGGCACAAGUGCGCUCCCAGCGCUGGGAUAGCCGCUGGAUCCCGGCUGAUCCGCUCAGAGCGGGAAAAACUUGGGGUGUGGAUCCACAAGGUGUGGAUCUACACCGGGGUGUGGGAUGUGGAUGCUGCCACCUGAGGGCUGCGUUGCCAGGAGGGUGUCAGAUCCUGGCUCUGUGGAGAUCCCUGCUGGAUCCCCGCUGAUGCUGAGCCAGUGGGUGAUGGUGCUGGCAGCAGCAUCAGAGGGGCAUCUGGAGAGUGCUCAGGAACGCCUGGCUGGAUCCCACUGCGACCUGGCGGGAUCCAAUUGGGAUUUACCCCAGGGGGAGUGGCUGGCAGGGUCCCACCGCAGCCCUGCCUGGAGGCGCUCAUCCAGCUGCCCAAACCCGGCUCCCCAUCCCACCGAGGCCGUGGGGAUCCCUGCGGAAUCCACUGCUGGGGAUCCCUAUGGAAUUCUCUGCUGCGGAUCCCUGCGGACCACACUGCUUGGGGAUCCAUCCCUGUGGAAUCCAGUGCUGGGGAUCCCUAUGGAAUUCACUGCUGGGGAUCCCCGCUGCCCGCUGCCGUGUCUCCCGCAGGCUCCGCUGGGACCCGAGGGCUGGCUGGGGGAGCCUCCAUCGCGCCAGGACGAGGCCGUGCUGCGAGCGCUGGACGCGGGGCUGGAGCGCUGCCUGGCGCUGCACUCGGCCGUGCAGUGCAUCCCGGUGCCCCGGCACAGGAAGCUCUCGGGCAAGGCGGGCAUUGAUGAGGUGAUGGCAGCUGCGGUGCUCACCAGCCUCUCCGCCAGCCCCCUGGUGCUCGGGCACCCACCGGCCACUCAUGCCACAGAGCCUGGCAGCGAGGUCUGGAAGGAGGCUCCUGCCAUGUCCUCCAGCUGCAGCAGCAGCAGCAACGCCAGCGGGGACUGGAGCUGGGACCCCUCCAGCGACCGAUCCACCCCCUCCACCCCCUCACCCCCCCUCUCCAGCCACGUCCCCAGCACCUUCCUGCCUGGCCCGCUCCCUGAUGAGGGCCCUGAUGAGCCCGACGGCACCCACUUCGUCUUUGGAGAGCCCACCCCACGGAAGAGGAAGAACUCCACCAAGGUGAUGUUCAAGUGCUUGUGGAAGAGCUGCGGCAAAGUCCUCAGCAGCUCCUCAGGGAUGCAGAAGCACAUCCGAACCAUGCACCUUGGCCGGAAAGCCGACCUGGAGCAGAGCGAUGGCGAGGAGGAUUUCUACUACACGGAGCUGGACGUGGACAUGGAGGCGCUGACGGACGGGCUCUCCAGCCUCACCCCCGUGUCUCCCACCUCCUCGGUGCCCCCCACCUUCCCUGGCCCCGAGGCUCCUCUGCCACCAGCCCUGCCCAUCCUGGAGCUGGCCCUGGCAUCCCCCUGCAGCCCCCCGGGGCCCCCUGGCCGCUGCCACGUCCACACCGACCACGCAUACCAGGGCUGCCGGACCCCCCCACGGCCACCCGUGUCCCCCACUGUCCCCACCCCGCCACCACCCAAGCCACCAGCCGUGCCCAGGCGGCCGCGGGGCGAGGCCAAGAAGUGCCGCAAGGUGUACGGCAUGGAGCACCGGGAGAUGUGGUGCACGGCGUGCCGCUGGAAGAAGGCGUGCCAGCGCUUCCUCGACUGACGGAGCCCCGCCGCUCCCUCCUUCUUGCACAUUUUGCACUCGAGGUGCCUUCGCGCCCCCCCGGCCGCCCCCCGGACUCAGGGAACGGCCCCCCGAAAGCUUUAUGCACACACACAGCCCCCCCUGCCACGGAGCUUGUC
This is a messenger RNA of Zonotrichia leucophrys gambelii, 1826 nucleotides long. RefSeq names its product SLC2A4 regulator (gene SLC2A4RG). Bases 181 to 1686 code for a protein of 501 amino acids. Gene Ontology annotation, biological process: regulation of transcription by RNA polymerase II. The transcript has 7 exons. Lineage: Eukaryota; Metazoa; Chordata; Aves; Passeriformes; Passerellidae. The record is from RefSeq and is a predicted model, not a curated record. Gene Ontology annotation, molecular function: RNA polymerase II cis-regulatory region sequence-specific DNA binding; DNA-binding transcription factor activity. Gene Ontology annotation, cellular component: nucleus.